AUGGCUGGCUAUGUCAACACGGGCACCGCCGCCAACCUCUCUGGCAUUGGCGCUGGAGGCCUCCUCCUAUGGUUUGGCUACGCGAGCCAUGAAGAGGCCAAGACGCUGGAGCGACCACCGUCCAAAAUCUGGUUUCAGCUGGCGCUUCUCGUCACGCUGGGGCUCGUCGUCUUGACUCUGCGCACGGUCGUCGAGACAAACGACGUGGCCCACGGCGGGCUCAUCGCUGGCUCGGCCGUCGUGAUGUCGACGCUCUACACAUUGCACUUGCUCGAGGCCCCCGACGCGUCCAGCACCAAGGCAGCGUCAACGCAGCAGCAGCAGUGGUCGUAG
Messenger RNA from Saprolegnia parasitica CBS 223.65, 333 nucleotides. RefSeq lists its product as hypothetical. NCBI's taxonomy places the organism in Eukaryota, Oomycota, Saprolegniomycetes, Saprolegniales, Saprolegniaceae. The coding region runs from base 1 to 333 and encodes 110 amino acids. The transcript is spliced from 2 exons. The record is from RefSeq and is a predicted model, not a curated record.